CAAGACAACAACAAUGUGUUACUACAACUACACCACAUUCAAAGCAGCCGUACUCGUUAUUACGGUCAUUGUAGGGCGUGUGCAUGGAGAUUCAAUCUGCGGGCCAACUCCGGCGAAAGACCAGGCGACGUUCGCCGGUUAUCUGGAUCAUCUUCUCUACGACCUGGUGAAGCACAGCGUAAACCAUCUCCCGCCACCUGGAGCAAUGGUCAUCACCUAUACGGCGACGUAUCCACCGGAAGGCGGUCCUGGCUCCGUCACCGGCACUGCCAGGUGUUACGAAGUGGGAUACGGUAGUGUGAGCGCAUGCGCUAUUUGUCUCAACGACAUGUGGCCGUAUUUGCAGCAGUGCGAGACCACGUCUUCUAGCGGAGGAGCUUACUAUGGCGGAAGGUGCGACAUUGUGUUCCACGAGAACACUACGUAGUUAGGGUUUUCGUUUUGCAGAUUAGAAAUAAAUAUCAUAACAACGUACCACAAAUCUUAUAAAGCAGACCACACUAUAAUUACUAUAAAUCAUACCACAGAUCGCAUACAUCAGAAACACGAGAAAGUAAAACAUAAAUAUCCUAAAACGGAGACACAGAUCUCACAAAAUACACCAUGAAUCUUAUAUAGAGCAUGUUUGGAGGUUGGGAUUCUCCAAAUAGAUAAUGCAUUUAAUCAAUCUGUGUAUUAUCA
This is a messenger RNA of Linum trigynum, 681 nucleotides long. Lineage: Eukaryota; Viridiplantae; Streptophyta; Magnoliopsida; Malpighiales; Linaceae. The record is from the annotation of a GenBank genome assembly.